Messenger RNA from Monopterus albus (swamp eel), 1299 nucleotides. RefSeq names its product transmembrane protein 119b (gene tmem119b). The record is from RefSeq and is a predicted model, not a curated record. NCBI's taxonomy places the organism in Eukaryota, Metazoa, Chordata, Actinopteri, Synbranchiformes, Synbranchidae. Gene Ontology annotation, biological process: positive regulation of osteoblast proliferation; ossification; positive regulation of osteoblast differentiation. The transcript is spliced from 2 exons. The coding region runs from base 302 to 1171 and encodes 289 amino acids. Gene Ontology annotation, cellular component: plasma membrane.
UGUGCAGAUUGGAGAGCUCAGACACUCAGGGAAACUGGAGGGGGGAGGAGAACAGUGGAGAGGCAGAAGGAGGGAUUUGUCCUCAUGGUUGACAACAUCUUUUUUUGCACUAUCCAGGCAAAGCAGCCUGAAAUCUGAAACUGCAGAAGUGGUGUGGUCUGUAAAGUGUUCGCCACUUUGCUGUGCUCUCUCUCAGUUCACUUUUUCCACACUGGUAACACGCAUACUCCAUCAAAGACGAUUUCGACAGAGGCGCUUCUUCUGCUGUUGUGGAUGAUCCUGAGAGGAAACAGUUCUCCCAAUGGCCCUUCAUCCUAUUGGUCUGUGUGUGGUGUUUUGCCUCAGCAGCACUUUGGCUACACCUCUACCUUUUUACAGUACUGCAGAGGGAAGUACAGAUGAGGAAGAACCUGGCAUCUUUACUUCCUCACAGCCCACCAGCAGCUCCCAAGUCUCCGAGUACCAAACCACACCUGUUGGGCCCACACCUGUGGAAACUUACUUUCUGGGUCAGGUUGUGAAGUUUCUGGAGGAGAACAUGUUCCUCAUCAUUGUUGCAGCCACUUUAAUUCUUCUCGUCUUCCUUAUUAUAUGUGGGGCAAUUACCUUGAGCCGCAGGCGAAAAGUCACUGCCUACUACCCUUCUUCCUUCCCUUCAAAGAUGUAUGUGGACCACAGGGACAAAACCGGAGGUACUAAACUCUUUAAUGAAGUGCCAGGAAAGCCUACUUCCGAGCAAGAAAGUGAGCCAGUAGAUUCUCACAAGCAGCUCCAGGCAGACAUCAUGAAGGCUGCCAAGAGCUUGCGCACGCCAAAUAAAUCUGUUGAUGCUGCAGAUGGAAGUGAUCACAGUCAGAAAAUAGCAGACAACAGUCCUGAGGACAGCUCUAAACUAGAUGACAGCAUCCUGGAGCAGCAGCUCCCAAGUCUCCAUGAGGAAAAGCAGCAGUGUGAGCCUUCUGACACUGGGGCAGUUGUGGUGGGAAGCAGACCAGAGCUGAGUCCUCCAGAGCAGCCUCACCAAGAGGGAGAUGAUUCAGAGCAGCCUUAUCCAGAGAAAGAUAAUUCACAGGAGCCUCUGACUGGCAGGAGUCUCCGACCCUCCUCUCUGCAUAUUCAUAAUGACUCUGCUACACUUCAGCUGAUCGCAGGAGAGAAAACUGCCUUCUAAAUACACAAACUGACUUGAUUAUACUCUCCAACACUUUGAAUCCACAAGUGCUAAAUAAUAGUUUAUAAUAAAUGCAAUGAAUUAAAGGUGAUUCAGUUCCAUAACCAUCGUAUCUAUCAGGAAAAACA